CCAAUUGGACCGCGCGGGCGCGCACGACGCCUCGCGCCUCGAAAACAAGAGCCCGAGCGGGCGGCCAAAGCGUACAGGAAGAGGAACCGGUCACGAGCCAGUCACGAUAGUAUAAACCGGAUAGCGGGUGGCCUGGCCGCGCCAGCAGGCGGGCGUCAGCGACUCCCUCCAGUUGCUGUGGUGGUGCGCGCGAAGCGAGGGAUGGAGGUGCGGGUGCGGCCGCGGCGCGGAGUGACGCUGGCCGAGCAGCUCGCCGCGUCGUCCAACCUCCGGGACCUCCUCAAGCUGCGCGACGGCGACGGCCAGGGCGAACGCGCGGCGGGGAGGCGCCGCACGCUGCUCGACGUCAUCCGCGACGCGGACGGGGACCGCGCUCCGGCCGCCGCGUCCGCACGCCGCGGCGUCGUCUGCCCCGCGACGGGACGCGCGGCCGCCGCGGAGCCGGCGCCGGAGGCCGCGCGGGGGGAGAGGGUGUCCCUUAUGGCGCUGCUGGAGCGGACGGAGCAGCAGUGGGCGGCCCGCGCCGCCGGCGGGCACUGGAAGCGCGUGGACGCGGAGGACGACGACGCACCGGAGAAGGACAAGGAGAAGGGCGGCGGCGGGGGCGGGGGCGUGGGUGGGCGGUGCUGCGUGUGCGUGGCGCGGGGCAAAGGCGCGGCCUUCAUCCCCUGCGGCCACACCUUCUGCCGCGCCUGCGCCCGCGAGCUCCGCGCCGGCCGCGGCCGCUGCCCGCUCUGCAACGCCACCAUCCGCGAGGUCCUCAAUCUCUUCUGACCCGCCGCCACCGGCGACGGCUGUUCGUUCUCCCCACAAGAAGUCAUCUUCCCAUCGUUUUCGCACCGGAUUCAUGCUCCAAUCUUGAAGCCGAUUACCCAACCAUUCCUUUGAUCACAGAAACCAUGCAGUGUACAUAGUUUUUUUUUUCUGUUUCGUUCUUGCUCUUUCUCCUCCUCGGAACCGAAGAUAGAUUCAACAGGACACUUGUACUACAUCGUAGUGGAUGCAGCAUUCAUGUAUCAAAAUUCAAUGAGGCUUUUACCUCCAUACCAUUAUAAAAGAUGAAUGUUACCUC
Messenger RNA from Panicum virgatum (switchgrass), 1072 nucleotides. RefSeq lists its product as uncharacterized. The transcript has a single exon. NCBI's taxonomy places the organism in Eukaryota, Viridiplantae, Streptophyta, Magnoliopsida, Poales, Poaceae. The coding region runs from base 202 to 774 and encodes 190 amino acids. The record is from RefSeq and is a predicted model, not a curated record.